Molecule: messenger RNA, 3032 nt
Organism: Prinia subflava (tawny-flanked prinia)
Lineage: Eukaryota; Metazoa; Chordata; Aves; Passeriformes; Cisticolidae
Product: zinc finger protein 586-like
Exons: 1
Coding region: 378-1226 (282 amino acids)
Biological process (GO): regulation of transcription by RNA polymerase II
Cellular component (GO): nucleoplasm
Molecular function (GO): DNA-binding transcription repressor activity, RNA polymerase II-specific; RNA polymerase II cis-regulatory region sequence-specific DNA binding
Source: RefSeq, a predicted model, not a curated record
CUUCAAAGCCAAUGCACUCACAGAAUGUCUUUCCCACACCAGGAAUUCCCAGUGCCAGACUUUGGCUGGGUAGAGGAUGAGAAGGCUGUGAGGAAGAGGAGGAUUCCUGCGGAUCCCCAGGCAGGUGAGGAGGAAGUCAGUGCCCCUUUGCCCCUCUCUCCUGCUCCAUCUCCCAGCCCAGCCUGGCCCCGGCUGCAGGACAACCCCGCUGCCGACGCCGUCCUGCCGGGGAUGCACUGGGGGGAUCUCCUUGCCCUUCCCUCUGGCACGGAGUCAAAUCCCAUCCUGUCCUUGUCCUUCCUCCCCUGGACAAGGAGCCCAGGGAGGACAAAUCCCCUCAGCAGAACCUCGUGGAAGAGGCUGUUUUGAGCGGCUCCAUGGCACAGGAAUGCAAUGGGGAGGAAAAGCCGCGGAGAUCCCACCCGAGGAGGGGCUCCAAACCCAUGCCAGGGUGCUCCGAGGAGGAAGGACCCACCCUGUGUCAGGAAGGAAGCCAGAGAUGUGGCCAGAGCUCUGAGCUGGUGGUGCAUGAACAGCUUCACAAUGGCAAGAAGCUGCACCAGUGCUUGGAAUGUGGGAAGAGUUUCUACACGAAGUCCAGCCUGGUCCGGCACCAGAAGAUCCACACUGGGGAACGGCGCUACGAGUGUGGGAAAUGUGGGAAGCGCUUCAGAAACACCUCUGGCCUGAUGAUCCACCUGAGAGUCCACACUGGGGAACGGCCCUAUGAGUGUGGGGAGUGUGGGAAGAGCUUCACUCACAGCUCCCACCUGAUUGUCCACAAGAGGAUCCACACUGGGGAACGGCCCUAUGAGUGUGGGGAAUGUGGGAAGAGCUUCAGUGACAGUUGCCAGCUGAUCCGCCAUCAGAGGAUCCACACUGGGGAGCGGCCCUAUGAGUGUGGGGAGUGUGGGAAAAGUUUCACUGUCCAGUCAAGCCUGCUCCGGCACCAGAAGAUCCACACUGGAGAACGGCACUACGAGUGUGGGAAAUGUGGGAAGCACUUCAGAAACACCUCUGACCUGAUGAUCCACCAGAGAGUCCACACUGGGGAACGGCCCUAUGAGUGUGGGGAGUGUGGGAAAGGUUUCACUAUCAGCUCCCACCUGAUCGUCCACAAGAGGAUCCACACCGGUGAACGGCCCUAUAAAUGUGCAGAAUGUGGGAAAGGCUUCACGAAGAGCUCCCACCUGAAACGCCACCAGAUGCUCCACACUGGGAAAUGACCCUGUGUGUGUGGGCAGUGCAGGAAGAGCUUCCUUGACAGCUCUGGCCUGAUCAUGCAGCAGACAGUGCACACUGGGGAAUGCCCCUACACAUGCUCAGAAUGUGGGAAGAGCUUCAUCCAGCACUCCAAGCUGCUUGUCCACCGGCAGAUGCACAGCGGAGAGAGGCCCUAACAGUGUCCUGAGUGUGGGAAGAGCUUGUCCCAGAGCUGUGCCAUUACCCAAGAGCAAUGGAGGCAGGAGAAAGGGAAGCCCUACAAGUGCCCCGCGUGCGGGAAGAGCUUUGUGCGCUGCUCCAACUCCAUCCCCCGUUGGAGGAGCCCAUUGGAUGAUCCCCAGUGAGCCCCAUUGGGCAGAGCCUUGGGGAUCCACAGUCCUGGUGAUCCAUGUGUGCAAGUGUUGGGGAUUACAUUUGUUUCUUUUUCACUUACAGAAUUUUUUUCCCAUAAGUUGCUAGAAGUCUAGCAACUGUGUGCUUGAUUUAAAGAAAGAAGUGUCUAAAGGAGAUGGCAGCACCGGGCUACACCUGUUGUUUUUGGGUCUCUGGGAGUUUCCCUCAGAGGGAGGAGAUAAGUGGAGUUUUGGGGGAUGUAAAGGACAGAGCUGGGGGCAGCUGCUCGCUCUUGCUCUGGGCAUGGGAGAGAGGAUGGUCGGGCUGGUGCGUUCUGCGGGAAGAGCUCACAGUCACCACUGCAUCUUGCCCUGGGAAAUUGCCAUCAUCUGCUCAUGUGCUCGUGUGCCCAGGGAUUCUGAGCUCGCCUCCCCCUGCCCUGCUGGGCCCGCCGUCUCGCCAUCACAGCCUAUUCGGGGCUGCUUUGAGGCUUUCUGCUACUCUGUAGCCCUGCCCUGCCCUGCCGGGACGUCCCUGCCGCUCCAGCUACCAGCGCAGAACUUCUGAGCUCAUCCACCAGCCCGGGGCUUUCCACCCUUCCAGCCUGGUCUCUCGGAGUCCUGCUGGGCCACCGGGAUCAAACUGCCCCGGGCUUUGUGAAAGAAAGCCCUCGAGGUUCCUGGUUCUGUUUAUUAUUAAUGCUGUAGUUGUUGUUUAUUUGCUUUGUCAUACCUACAGUUGGCCGGGGAAUCAGCCAGAGUCAAAACAGCACUCAAUAUGAGUUAAAAAUCUUGCUCGUUUAUUCAGCUAUUUGGCUUACAUUUAUACUGUGCUAAGCAUAUCAUGCACCUAACUCUGAACAUCAUUGGUUAAACCAUAGUGUUCACGUGUCCUUGCAGUAGACAUAAUUGGUUCAGAAGCUCUGUCCACGAGGCUAAAUGCUGCAAAUCUUCCCUAACUUAUGGUCAAUGCAUCCUGUCUAGCAUCCUGUUACAGCUACUGUUCCAAGCUUUACUUCCUCCUUAUCCCAUCUAAGGAAUGGUUCAAGGACGUUUCAUCUUCUACUCAUCCCUUAAGCUAAGAGCAGGAUUGUGCACAUGUCCCUGCUUUUCCAGCCAUGCAUCCACAACAUACCAGUGAAGAACUGUUCUUCCUGGCCCCAUCCUUCUGCCUGAAAGCCCCCCUUCAUUUUCUACAUCAUCAUCGUUUGGAGGGAGAGGAUUUGAAUUCUCCACCCCUAGGGAGGUCCUGCCCCUCCCUAGCAGAUUCCUGUCUGUCAAACCAAGACAGGAAGAGAGCUGGCUGGUGGUCUGCACAUCUUCCUGGCCCCCUGUGGGCACCUGGAUGCAACAGGACCCCAAGGGAAUGUGGCCAUGGAUGGUGACAUGGACAUGGCUGGAGACAUGGGGGUGACAUGGACACGGUUGGGGACAUGGAGAGCCAAGAUUGGAGGCAUGGUGGGGAUACGGGCAUGG